Molecule: messenger RNA, 2502 nt
Organism: Anas platyrhynchos (mallard)
Lineage: Eukaryota; Metazoa; Chordata; Aves; Anseriformes; Anatidae
Gene: SLC30A3
Product: solute carrier family 30 member 3
Biological process (GO): zinc ion transmembrane transport; response to zinc ion
Cellular component (GO): plasma membrane
Molecular function (GO): zinc ion transmembrane transporter activity
Source: RefSeq, a predicted model, not a curated record
UCCGGCGCCCCCCGCCCCCGCGCCCUCAUCCAUCUGGCUGUCACCGGCACCUCCGCAGCCCCCGGCCGGCCCCCAGCCAGCACCGGCAUCGCCGCCCAGCCCGCGGCGGCGUCCUCAGCCCCUCAGACCUGCACGCGUCGCCUUCCCGGUGCCGUCGCCUCCUUCCAACCGGAACCGUCCCCCCCCACCUGUGCGCCAUCCCCGCGGGUGUCCAGCCGACACCGGCGCCCGGCUGCCACCCCCGCCCCGAUGCUCGUCCGUCCAUCGUCCCCCGUACCUGCACCCGCGCCCCGUCCCCCCUCUGCCCUCACGGGUACCCCGCGCAUCAGCGCUUUGAGCCCUGUCCCCGGCACCCCGUGCACCCCCCGCCCCGCACCGACGCCCGCCCGUCCGUCACGGCCCUGCACCGGCAGCGACACCUCGAGCCCCCCAGCCCCGGCCCCGGGAUGGAAGCGCUGUCUCCCGCACCCGCCGCCGCCCCCGUCCAGCCUUCCCCCGGCCCGACGCGGGCAGCCCCGGCCGUGCGGGGACGGGGCGGGGGCGGACCGGCCCCCGGGCACCAUCCGGUCCCGCCGGCAGCCCCGCGCCGCCCUCCGCCGAGGUGCUCGAGUGCCCCGUGCCCUCCCGGAGCCCCCGUCCUUCCUCCCGGUUUCUCGGCGCGUUCGUGCACGGAGCCCCGGGGCGAGGGCGCAGCCCCCGGGGUCCGCCUCCGCCGGCUUCGCUACCGGCUGCGGCGGGGCCGGCCCCGAGACCGGGCACCGGAGGGACGCGUGCCCCGCAAGGGACGGGGGCGCCGGGAGCCCCCUCCCGGGCACGGCUCUGACCCCCUUCCCCCCCAGGCUGUUCGCAGGCUCCCGGGACGCCCCGGCACCGCUGCGCCCCGGGGAGGGCGGGCAGGACGCGGCCCCGGAGCCGGGGGGGGCCCCGCAGUGCCCCUGCAGCCCGGCUCCCCCCGGCCCCGGCCCCAGCCCCGGCCCGGAGAGGCUCCAAGCCCGGCGGCAGCUGAGCAUCGCCUGCACCGUGUGCUGCGUCUUCAUGGUUGGAGAGGUGAUAGGUGGGUACCUGGCGCACAGCCUGGCCAUCAUGACGGACGCAGCCCACCUGCUGACGGACGUGGGCAGCAUGUCCGUGAGCCUCUUCUCGCUUUGGGUCUCCGCCCGCCCGCCCACCAAGACCAUGAGUUUUGGCUGGCACCGCUCAGAGACGCUGGGUGCGCUGGCCUCCGUCCUCUCCAUCUGGGUUGUCACCGGGGCCCUCGUCUACCUGGCGGCUGCACGCAUCAUCAGCAACGACUACGAGAUCGAGGCACGAGCCAUGCUGGCCACGUCUGCCAGCGCCGUGGGUGUCAACCUGGUCAUGGCAUACAUCCUGCACCAGGCCCCCGCCAUCCACGGCCACGGUGUGGGGGGCUAUGAGCAGCUGGAGAGCGCGGGGGGCUGCCUGCCCGGCCAUGCCCCCCUGCCUGGCAGCACCAGCGUCCGUGCAGCCUUCGUCCACGUGGUGGGCGACCUGCUGCAGAGCAUUGGUGUCCUGGUGGCCGCCACCAUCAUCUACUUCAAGCCCCAGUGCAAGAUCGCAGACCCCAUCAGUACCCUCUUCUUCUCGGUCUUCGUCCUUGGCUCCACCCUCACUAUCCUCAGAGACGUCUUCAGAGUGCUCAUGGAAGGGGCACCGCGGGGCAUCGAGUUCGACGCAGUGAAGGAGGUGCUGCUGGCAGUGAGCGGGGUGAGGGGCACCCACGACCUGCACAUCUGGGCGCUGACACUGAGCCACCCCGUGGUGUCCGUGCACGUGGCCGUGGACACCAGCGCCAACCCUGAGACGGUGCUGCGGGAAGCCACCAGCCAGCUGCAGAGCAAAUUCGGCUUCGUGUCGUGUACGGUGCAGGUGGAGCGGUACCAGGAGGAGGCGUUGGGCUGCCCGCACUGCCAGGACCCCCGGGCCUGAGCCCUUUGCCCACUGUGGGAUGGGGGCACCGUAGGGCGGGUGCAGUGCCUGGAGUCCUGCCCUGGUGCUGCACCGUGUCCACUUCCAUAGACCCCAUGGGCCCCAGCCCUGCUCAGCGUGGGGCACAGCACCCGGCCCUUGCAGCACAGCGCUGCGGUGCCCCGGGGAGCCUCCGGUGCUGCUCUGCAAUGCCAGGGGCCAAACCCGGCACAGCCCUGGGCACGGGGACCAUGCGCCAGGCAGGAGCACUGCCCCAGGCCCAGUGCCCAGGGGCCUGUGCUUGCUGCUGUGUUGGGGGCUCUGUCUGUCCCCUCCCUCCCCGCUGCAUCCACGCUGGAGCAAGGGGACGGAGCUCGCCCCGAGCUCUGGGUGCCCUGGUUUUGCUCCCAGCUGUGAGGCCCAGGCGGGGGCUGGGUGCUGCCGUGCCUUGGCCUGACCCAUUCCCAGCUUCGUGAGUCUGUCUGGUGCACCUGUGGCGUGUCUGUGUCUCAUUGUGCAAGGACUCCAGCGGGUGGCUGUGCAGCUCGUGGCCACCAAUAAAUGUGUCAGAGAGCA